This is a messenger RNA of Letharia columbiana, 786 nucleotides long. RefSeq lists its product as uncharacterized. Gene Ontology annotation, cellular component: preribosome, large subunit precursor; nucleolus. Gene Ontology annotation, biological process: maturation of 5.8S rRNA; maturation of LSU-rRNA. The transcript has 8 exons. The coding region runs from base 1 to 786 and encodes 261 amino acids. NCBI's taxonomy places the organism in Eukaryota, Fungi, Ascomycota, Lecanoromycetes, Lecanorales, Parmeliaceae. The record is from RefSeq and is a predicted model, not a curated record.
AUGCCUCAAAAUGAUUACAUCGAUCGGCAUACAAAGCUUCAUGGAAAAAGACUGGACCAUGACGAACGAGUCCGAAAGCGCACCGCGCGAGAGGCCCACAAAGUCGCAAAAGAUUCACAGAGCUUCACCGGGCUACGGGCGAAGCUCUACCAGAAGAAGAGGCACCAUGAAAAGAUACAGAUGAAGAAGCAGAUCCGGCAGAAGGAGGAGAGCAAUGUCAAAUCGGCAGGCCCCCAAGAGCCAUCCUCUACGCCUUUACCUCAAUACCUACUCGAUCGGAGUCAGCCUAGCAAUGCGAAAGCAUUGUCGAGUGCGAUCAAGAACAAGCGGAAAGACUCGGCGGCGAAGUUCAGUGUGCCGUUACCGAAGGUGAAGGGGAUAUCGGAGGAGGAGAUGUUUAAAGUGGUGAAGACGGGGAAGAAGACCGCUAAGAAGGGAUGGAAGCGAAUGAUCACCAAGCCAACAUUUGUUGGACCUGACUUCACCCGUCGAGUGGUCAAGUACGAGAGAUUCAUACGGCCGAUGGGUUUACGAUACAAGAAGGCUCAUGUUACACACCCCGAGCUCAAAGUAACCGUUCAGCUCCCGAUCAUAUCAGUCAAGAAGAAUCCGCAAAAUCCCAUGUACACACAAUUGGGCGUACUCAGUAAAGGCACAAUAAUCGAAUGUAAUGUCAGUGAACUAGGGAUGGUAACAGCAGGCGGCAAAGUGAUAUGGGGCAGAUAUGCUCAAAUAACCAACAACUGCGAGAUGGACGGCUGCGUCAACGCAGUCCUGCUCGUAUGA